Molecule: messenger RNA, 3621 nt
Organism: Pimephales promelas (fathead minnow)
Lineage: Eukaryota; Metazoa; Chordata; Actinopteri; Cypriniformes; Leuciscidae
Gene: grhl1
Product: grainyhead-like transcription factor 1
Biological process (GO): regulation of transcription by RNA polymerase II
Cellular component (GO): nucleus
Molecular function (GO): DNA-binding transcription activator activity, RNA polymerase II-specific; RNA polymerase II cis-regulatory region sequence-specific DNA binding
Source: RefSeq, a predicted model, not a curated record
UCCUAUGAUUGAAAUAUUACUCACUAUUUACUGCUUAAUUUGCUGGAACUGACAAAGUUUAGCUCGACUCGUCUCAGUAAUUCUGGAAAUGUGGCUUACCACGAGGAGUCUGUCUGACAGCCGAGAGCCGAUUCCGCUACACAGUUGUGCUGUUUGGUCUCUUCAGUUCACCUGUCAUGUUCAGACCUGCUCCGGGACAGGUGUAUGCACCUGCCGCGGGAGUUACGAGCAUAGCUCUCUGUUUGACAGAUUUGCGUGUUAUUUGUGUUUUUUUGUACGUUGAUAUUCCUGAUUUGGAGUGAAAUUACAUCGAGUCUAAAUGGGAAACUUGUGGAAGCUUGACCUUUUUGUAAGAAUUUAUUAAAAGGCUGCUUAUGUAAAUACAGCUGGAACCAACAUCUGUGUUUUUGGAAAGUAAGCGGCCUGUGCUCGUGGUACAGAAUGAUCCGGCUUACAACCAGCGCCGGCCUUACACAAGUGAGGAUGAGGCCUGGAAGUCGUUCCUGGAGAACCCUCUCACAGCCGCCACCAAGGCCAUGAUGAGCAUUAAUGGAGAUGAGGACAGUGCCGCAGCUCUGGGUUUGCUAUACGACUACUACAAGGUGCCACGGGAUAAGAGAACAAUAUCCCAGCAAAAGACUGACGUCCUGGGCUCUGAUGUGGAUCCCAACAAAAGGAACAUGAUGGCCCCUCUCCAAGAGACGUCAAUGCCAUCGGAGAACAGAAUUCAGGUUCUGAAAGGAGUACCCCUAAACAUUGUUCUUCCAGGGAACCAGCACACCCAGGACAAGAGAGGCCUUUUCCCCUCACCUGACACUACGGUGACGGUGUCCAUCGCGGCUGUGCCAAACUACUCCGUGAAGACCGAGGGUUCAUCCCACGGUUUCUCGGUCACGGUCCCCAACCCUCACUGCUCAGAACCAGACAGUCACACGGUGGGAUUCGACCGUCAGCUCCCCCACAACCAGUUCAGCCCAAACACACAGCCACGCACCCCAGACUCGACCUUCCCAGAAAACUCAGACGUGUUCUCGUUCCCAGGGGAUCUCCAGUUACGCAUGGUCUCGCAGGAAGACUACGGAACGUUUGACACAGUGUCAAGUAAUAAUUUUGAAUACAUGUUAGAAGCCUCUAAGUCUCUGAGGCAGAAGUCUGGUGAUGGCACAAUGACGUACCUCAACAAGGGCCAGUUCUAUCCCAUCACCCUCAGGGAAACCGACAAUGGCAAACUGAUGCACGGCCCCAUCUGUAAAGUCAGGAGUGUUGUGAUGGUAGUGUUUGGAGAGGAGAAAACCAGAGAUGACCAACUCAAGCACUGGAAAUACUGGCACUCGAGACAGCACACGGCCAAACAGAGAUGCAUUGAUAUCGCGGACUACAAAGAAAGUUUCAACACCAUCAGCAAUAUUGAGGAGAUUUCAUAUAACGCCAUUUCAUUCACAUGGGACAUCAGUGAGGAAGCAAAGAUCUUUAUCUCAGUGAAUUGUCUGAGCACUGACUUCUCCUCUCAGAAGGGAGUGAAGGGCCUACCGCUCAACCUACAGAUCGACACCUACAGCUACAACAACCGCAGCAAUAAACCCAUCCACCGCGCAUACUGCCAGAUUAAGGUCUUCUGCGACAAGGGUGCAGAACGCAAAAUCCGUGAUGAGGAGAGGAAACAGUCCCGCAGGAAGAGCAAGGGCCCUGACAUUAACGCUGCUCUGGGAAACUUUGGGCCAGAUGUCAAGGGGCCCCUCAUGCACAAACGCAGCGACAUCACUGUCUUCAAGACAAUGACAGAAUACGAGACGCAGCCUGUCCUUUUUAUCCCCGACAUCCACUUCUCCACCUUCCAGCGUCAUCCUUUCUCACAGGAGGACUCAGAGGAGGGCUCAGCUAUGAAGAGAUUACCUUAUUCCGAGGAGGAGUUUGGAUCACCUCCCAAUAAGCUGGCAAGGAUGGAUGAGCCCAAAAGAGUUUUGCUGUAUGUGCGCAAAGAGACAGAAGAAGUGUUUGAUGCUCUCAUGCUGAAAACUCCUACUGUAAAAGGCCUAGUGGAAGCGAUUUCAGAGAAAUAUGAAGUUCCUCUUGAGAAGAUGGGAAAAGUCUUCAAGAAAUGCAAGAAAGGGAUCAUGGUAAACAUGGAUGAUAACAUCGUCAAGCACUAUUCCAACGAAGACACCUUCCAGAUCCAGAUGGAGGAAAUGGGAGGAAUGAUUAAGCUUACACUGACAGAGAUUUGAGAGUUAUUUUCGAGUCAUCCUUCAGACUGGUUUACACAAGUCCACAGACCAUUCCUCCUACUCUAUUUGGAUACCAGAGAUCCCUCAGCAACUCGCUGUCAUCUUUUAGAAUAAUCUGAUGAACAGUUUUCACGUGACCAAGUGUAUGAGCCUUAAGUACUUGUGAAUUUAGAGUGAAAUAAUGUAGAGUAAGUGUUUCUUCCAAACACCUUAAAGGUUUUGAGCCAUAUUUUCUAAUUUUUCUGAGUAUAAGCGAACAGCUGCAGAUUUUUACUAUUUCUCAUUCUUUUUGUGACUCUGAAAGAGAUCACAAUAACAAUUUACUCUUCAUUUUCCUGUUUAAAGUCAUAGCACUGGAGACGCUAAUCUCUAAUAAGGACAAAUGAACAGGGUGUUACUUCUGUAGUAAAAUGGGUUUGGGGGGAUCCUAUUUGCUUCACUGUAUUGAUACAAAUACCCUGAGCAGUAUUUAGAAAGUACAGUAUAUUAAUCUUUGCUCAGCAACUCCGUGAGGUGCGGUGCCACAAGCACUGUGUGUAUGAGCACAUUAUGAUUUAUAAAUGUAAUGGAACAACCCUUUUUUUAACCAACAAUGGUCAUUUCCCCAAUUCCGAAUAUGAACAAAUACGGUCCAUACUUCAGGCCCUCUGAUUAAUCCUUCAGGAGGUAUUUUCAAAAUGUGAUCCAUAAAGAAUCAGUAUAAACUUCCUUUUUUAACAACAACAAAAAAAAACAAUGCAGAUUGAUAAACAUUAUGCUGUAUUGUUAGUGAAUGGACUGCAAUGCUCUACACAUUUAUAAUAUAACAAAAAUUUGCGAUCAGUUCUAAUGUAAUUCAUGAUUACCAGAGUUCCUGUAGCUACUGCUAUAUCAGUUUUGCCCAAAAACAUAGAUGUAUGUAUCUUUGAAAAUCAGCAAAUAAGUAGUAUUACAUUUAUCUUAUUUGGUUACCCAGUAACCAUUAUAUGAUGCCCCAUACACUGCUGUUACUUUGAGAGGAGAACAUAUUCAUCCUUUCUGUUGUCGUUGAUGAAAUGUACAGGUUUAAAAUCAUUUUGGAAAAGCUUCUAAAUGUUGUCUUAAAAACUGAUAUUGUCUUUUUUUAUCAUUUAUUAUGUAUAUAUUUAUUACUGGGAUGGGAUUUUUUUAUAACUAUAGCAAAGAGUCAGUUUUCUAAUUAUCUUUUUAAAAAUUUAAAUGAAAUCAUUCUAAAUGAUCUAUUUAUGCAAAUGGGAUUUUUUAGUUUGUUAUUAAUGUCUGAUUUGGUUUUAAUGUGCAUAUUUAAGUGCUCUUAUAUGCAAUUUUCCUUCACUGAACUGUUAGUCAGAUAUGUUUCCUUUUGUAUCAAAUACACAUCUUAAGCUCCAAUAAAAGCCACUUGGGACUGUGUAUUUUA